Oncorhynchus mykiss (rainbow trout) is the source of this 644-nucleotide messenger RNA. RefSeq names its product ATP synthase F(1) complex subunit epsilon, mitochondrial. Gene Ontology annotation, biological process: proton motive force-driven mitochondrial ATP synthesis. Gene Ontology annotation, cellular component: mitochondrial inner membrane. NCBI's taxonomy places the organism in Eukaryota, Metazoa, Chordata, Actinopteri, Salmoniformes, Salmonidae. Gene Ontology annotation, molecular function: proton-transporting ATP synthase activity, rotational mechanism. The record is from RefSeq and is a predicted model, not a curated record.
AUCCAUUGAAAUGUCUGGAAUUUUCCUGACGCGUAUUUCAGAGGAGAGAGUGCACCUUAUUUUGAACAAAGCCAAAUGUAGCAUAAAUAAGAACUCAAAUUCCCUUUGAGUAAAAAAACGGCACUCAUCAGAUUUUACAUACUGUCGAUCAUAAAGCGCAGAUAAAAGUCCCGCCCCAGGAAGCGUGUCAACCCUAGCGACGUCAUUCUUGCCUCUUCCGCCCUGAUUUUUAUAACAUAUCGGAGUUGUCCUUGAGCGGAAUAUCACUGGCAAAAUGGUUGCAUACUGGAGACAAGCGGGCCUUAGCUACAUUCGCUUCUCUGCGAUCUGCGCGAGUGCAGUGCGAGCGGCACUGAAACCACAGUUCAAAGUUGAGGCAAUGAAAGUUGCAGAAUCCAGCGUCAAAGUCUAUGUCCCAAAGGCUAUAGCAUGAUCUGAAUAAAUGUAAUGGAUGUUCUUCAGGGCCAAGAGGAUUUUUCAAAGUCCCUGCCAACAUGUCUGUCUUUGUGAAUGAAUGAAAAUGCAAGGGUUAAAUCUAGAUUUGUGGAUAGAUAGGGGACCUAACAGAAUGGAGAUGUUUUUCCUUUGUAAUUAAGAAAAUUAAUUAAAACUCCUAUCUAAAAGAUGUCUGCUGGAUUACUUAA